UUUUUAAUUCAGAAGAUUUACUCUUUCAAUGAAGUGCUUGCCUUUGUUGUUUACUUGCCAUAAUAGACCGAUAGAUUCUUCACCCCACAUGGGAAGUUAUUGUGUUACAGCACCAGGAUAAGGAAUAAAAAUAGAACACCCUACAAUAAAUAAACAACAUAAGUUAAAGUAAAUGUGCAACAGUGAUUUAAGGUUAAGUUGAAGAAAGUUGAAGAAAAGUAAAAGGUAAACUUUGAUUGUGCAAGAAAGUAGUUAAUAUUGAUAAAUACAAUGUGCACACAGUGGUGCAGUGGGUAGCACUGUUGCCUCACAGCAAGAAGGUUUUGUUCAUGUUCUCUCCAGAUUCCUCCCAUAGUUCAAAGACAUGCACUUAGUGGGGUUGGUGACUUUUGGUGAUUCUAAAUUGCCCGUAAGUGUUAUUGAGAGAACAAAUGCUUGUCUGUCUCGCUGUUUUAAGUUCAAUAUGACUUGUCCUUGGAUUGUAAACUGGAUGGUAUAACUUUCCCGAGACACCUGAAUACAUCACCCUCACAAGCAUCACAUUUAUCAGAGAUGAGCGCCCCCAAGCGGACAGUAAACGAAUAGCGACAGCUAAAGCAAAUCUAUCUACGUUUUAGUAUCCUUACAUGAAAUCCGUGAACUGUCUGCCGUUAUAGGCGCUGCGAACUCGGUUCGGCUAUGAAUAAAAGCGAAACGGUGGUCGUUACAGGUUUUGGACCUUUUCGACAGUUCUUGAUCAACACCAGCUGGGAAGCCGCCAAGGGGUUGAAACUGAUCGGACUGGGGGAGAAGGUUGAAGUCCACGUGAGGGAGUUACCAUUUGCUGUACAUCUUGGUUUGGCCAGAGGCUCCAGUGUGGUGAUUUUGGAGCAAACGGGGAAGAACACUGGUUACAAAGACCGAGAUGUCUGCGGCUACUGUCCAGAGACUCGCUGCUGCAUCGAAGGGGGGCCACAGAAGCUGGAGUCAGUCAUUAACAUGAGGGUAGUCUCAAAGCACUUCAGACAAGCAGGGAUGGAUGUAGUUUAUUCAAGAGAUGCUGGCAGGUACCUGUGCGAUUUUGCAUAUUACUGCUCACUGUAUCACAGUCAGGGGAGAGCAGCCCUCAUCCAUGUACCCACAUCUGGUAUCUUGGCCUCAGCUGACAGACUGGUGCCUCUGCUGCAGGCCCUCAUUCAGAAGAUCCUGGAACAGCUGGAGGAGCAUUCAAAACCAAUAGAUCCCCCUUUUGUGUCAAUGAGUUAGAUUGUGAUCUAUAGUAGAUAUCCACUGAUUGGUGUGAAUGGAAAAUUAAAUAUAGCAGGCAUUCGUAGUUCUCAUUCAUUUAUUUAUUCAAAAUUUCAGCAAAAAAAAAAAAAAGAGAAAGAAAAUACAAGAAAUUCUCAGAUACAUAUUCGGAGAAGGUGUUUUAAAAAAAUACACCAUCUCAGCUAUAGGUGUGAAAAACUUUGAGGCCUCAGAUAUAGAGCUUGAAAGAAGACAGUCUAGUGAUUUUUCGUUUUGAUUAUUUCUUUCCCCAAUCAAGUAAUGAACACACAGAUUUUGUGAAAGCAUCAUAAUAAAGUAAUAGUAGUAGUAGACCAAGGCCCCCUCAGAAGGUACAGGAAUGCAAAACAUUAAAAACAGAGGCGCAGGAUGAUGAUGAUGACGAUGAUGAACCUCAAACUUAUUGCAGUUUAAAUGCACUGAUGCAUUCUAUAUAAACCUGACAUUUGCAUGAAGAACAUUCUGAAGAAUUGAAAUGUUGAAAGACGACUAAACUGUAGUGUAUAUUUAUGCUGUUUAAGCCUAAGGUAACGCCAAAAAAAAAAAAAAAAAAGUAUAGCGUGAAGCUGUAAACUAUCGUCUUUUUCUAACCAUGAUUACUCUUCACCGUGACUACCCGUAAUCUACGCAACAUCCCUGUCCUAUACAUGUCCACGAGUUCAUUGUAAAUGUUGUAAGCUUUGACAGGUUCGUGAUCUAAUGGUAACUAGUUAUUCAACAGCUAUUCACCUCAGAACAGAUCAGUGUCUACUCUCAGAACUGGAAAGUUGACAUAUACCAUAAUACAGCAAAAAAACAAAAACAGAAAUGCAUAGAUAUGUUAAGUAACUACCUAAGCUGUUUGCUUGUCAGUGGUGAUUUUUAAACCGUUGUGAUAUUAAGCAGCAAUCAGACAGUUUUAUCUAUUUUUUUAUUUACCAAGAACUUGAAUUGAGCACCCAAAUUUCACAUUAGAAGUUACCUGGUUGCCUAUCUGUGAUCCCAUUUUCUUUUCUUAUUGCUUUUGGGUAUUCAUAUAAAUGCAAAUUAUCUAAUGUUCCCAGCCCAUCAGCCCUUGCACUGAGUUAACGCUCGCCAAGUAGCCAUUGCGAGUUAAAAAGUAGCACUGAGGUUUUUUUUGUUUGUUUGUUUUAAUGAGACGCUUUGAGAUGUAAAAGCUACUUUGCCACCUU
Molecule: messenger RNA, 2438 nt
Organism: Oreochromis niloticus (Nile tilapia)
Lineage: Eukaryota; Metazoa; Chordata; Actinopteri; Cichliformes; Cichlidae
Gene: pgpep1l
Product: pyroglutamyl-peptidase I like
Exons: 5
Coding region: 679-1245 (188 amino acids)
Biological process (GO): proteolysis
Cellular component (GO): cytosol
Molecular function (GO): pyroglutamyl-peptidase activity
Source: RefSeq, a predicted model, not a curated record